AUGUCUAACGUUUGUCCAGCGUCGGCGUCGGCCUCAACGCUCGAGCAGUGCCCCGUCUCGGGCGAGCAGUCCAAGUACGCCUCGGCGAUGGAGCUGCCGCAGGAGACCAAGCCGAUCCCGUAUCCGCCGCGCAAGUUCAUUGUCGGCAACCUGUUCGACCUCGACCCGACGCGCGGCGUGCAGUGUAUACAUGAGAUCGGCGAGCGCCCCGAGUUUCGCGACAUCUACGAGCUCAAGAUUAUGGGCCAGGCGUUUUCGAUCGCGGGCUCGUACAAGAUGGCCAAGGCGCUGUGUGACGAGACACGGUUCAAGAAGAAUGCACACCGCCCAAUCAUGCUGCUGCGCGACAUGCUCGGCGACGGACUCUUCACGGCGCUCGACGAGGAGGAGUCGUGGGAGAUUGCGCACCGCAUCCUGCUGCCCGCCUUUGGCCCGCUUUCGCUAAAGAAGAUGCAGCCCAUGAUGGUUGACACGUUGACGCAGAUGCUCAUGCACUGGGAGCACACAGCGGGCACCCCGUUCGACAUCGUUGACCAGUUCACGCGCCUCACCCUCGACACCAUUGGGCUGUGCGCGUUCCGGUUUCGCUUCAACUCGUUCCACUCCGAGAAGGUGCACCCCUUUGUGGACAAUCUUAUGAAGGUGCUUGUGCAGAUUGACGAGCGGAGCAAGUUCCCCGACGGCCUGCUGAAACUGCGUUACUUUGCAAACAAGAAAUACUACGGCGCAAUCCAGGAAAUGUUCGACAUGUGCGACCAGCUCAUAGCCGAGCGCAAACGCAACCCAUACCCCGAUGCGGGCGACCUUCUCAACACGAUGCUGCACGACAAGGACCCCAAGACGGGCAAGGGGCUGACCGACGAGAACAUUCGCUACCAGGUCAUCACCUUCUUGAGUGCAGGUAAGUGUGGAUAG
Messenger RNA from Trichosporon asahii var. asahii CBS 2479, 915 nucleotides. RefSeq names its product cytochrome p450. Lineage: Eukaryota; Fungi; Basidiomycota; Tremellomycetes; Trichosporonales; Trichosporonaceae. Bases 1 to 915 code for a protein of 304 amino acids. Gene Ontology annotation, molecular function: iron ion binding; oxidoreductase activity, acting on paired donors, with incorporation or reduction of molecular oxygen; heme binding. The record is from RefSeq and is a predicted model, not a curated record. The transcript has a single exon.